Molecule: messenger RNA, 1347 nt
Organism: Didymodactylos carnosus
Lineage: Eukaryota; Metazoa; Rotifera; Eurotatoria; Philodinida; Philodinidae
Source: the annotation of a GenBank genome assembly
AUGACAUUGGACUAUGAUUUACCAACAGUUAUGAUUGAGGGCGAUAAUAGUGCUAAAAGCGAUACUGUAGUCAACGAUGGAUCUACAACCGACCCACGUGAGGAUAAUGAUAGUAGCAACGAUAACAGGGAAAAAGCAUUCAAUGCUAAAGUUGAAGAUUAUAAAAAUGAUUUAAUUAUUAAUGCGUUAAAACAUGAAACAGCUGGAAAGAAAGUUGGAAUAGAUUGUAAAUUUCAUUCCUGGUGUCGCCAAUUUUUUAAAAUUGAUAUUAGUUCUGGGGUCGAAAUGUUAUGUUCGGCUAAACAUAGUAAAAGGUUGGUGAUUUCGGAAGCAUAUGAUCAAGUUUUACAAGAUGUUCAUAUAAGAACUGGUCAUGGUGGUCGAGAUAAAAUGCGGCAUGAAAUAAAUCAGUAUUAUUUUUGGAUACCAUCAAAAGUUAUUGAUAUUUUUUUAUCGACAUGUAUUGCAUGCCAAGUACGGAAACCCUUAAAAAAUCAUAUUGUAUCAACAUCAGUCGUUUCCAUUGGUUUUCUAACAAGAUUAGAAAUAGAUCUUAUUGAUUCACGUACAAGACCCGAUGGUGAUUAUAAAUGGAUUCUACAUUGUCGAGACCAUUUUAGUAAAUUCUCAUGGGCUUAUCCAUUAAGGACCAAAGAAGCUGCACACGUUGCUCAAAAUUUGUCAUCUUUAUUCUACCAGUUUGGACCAUGCAAAAUAUUACAAUCUGAUAAUGGAAAAGAAUUCACGGCUGGUGUUAUUAAAGAUUUAAAAUUGAUAUGGCCUGGUGUAGCGAUCAUCAAUGGUCGACCAAGACAUCCCCAAUCACAGGGGUUAGUAGAAAGGAGUAAUGCUACCUUAUAUGAUAUUCUUGGUAAAAUUCUUCAAGAUCGUGGUGCGGAUAGAUGGACAGAACGCUUACCAGUAGCAGUUUAUUCAAUGAACACUAGCUUAGCUCGUGGUGUUAAAACAACUCCAUUUGAAAUUGUUUUUGGACAGAAACCAAGAUCUCCUCCAUCUACACCUACUCUUAUAUCAAAUUUUGGUGAAGAGGCAACGGAUAGCUGCAUUAUUAAUACAACAGAUUUAUUAACCGUAACAGUAACAGUGGCUUAUGAUGAUAAUGUAUUACAAUCAAUCCAAGAUACUGCCCCAAGUUCAAAUACAAAUAAUGCAGAUUCUUUGUUUGAUCAAACGGAUCUGUUCAAUCUUGGUGACGAUGGUUCACGGCAUGCAGUUAUUCGGCAACAAGCAGCUGCUUCUUAUUUACUGAAUGCACAAAAACAAAUCAUCGCACGUAAUACUCAUGUGAAAAAUUUGUCGGAUAAUUGUAAAAUUAGCAGAAAGUGA